Messenger RNA from Silurus meridionalis, 2148 nucleotides. It is a transcript of the gene lyl1, whose product is annotated as LYL1 basic helix-loop-helix family member. Gene Ontology annotation, molecular function: DNA-binding transcription factor activity, RNA polymerase II-specific; RNA polymerase II cis-regulatory region sequence-specific DNA binding; protein dimerization activity. The record is from RefSeq and is a predicted model, not a curated record. Gene Ontology annotation, biological process: regulation of transcription by RNA polymerase II. NCBI's taxonomy places the organism in Eukaryota, Metazoa, Chordata, Actinopteri, Siluriformes, Siluridae. Bases 484 to 1695 code for a protein of 403 amino acids. The transcript has 4 exons.
AGAGAGAGAGAGAGAGAGAGAGAGAGAGAGAGGGAGAAAGAGAAAGUUACUGAGUAGGGAAUGAAAGGCGUGAUGGAAUAGGACGUCGUGUUUGUCACCCAGAAGACAGGCACUCGAAGACAUGAGGACACACACCAGUAGUGGAGACUCUAACAUGAGCGUGUGUAAAGGUGUGAUCAGCAUUCUAUCCACAAAUAUGACCCCCUGAAUGCCGUUUGAACUGAAUGAACUGAAAAUAAAACAAAAUGCACCCUGUCGAGACUGACGACAUGGGAUUUGCAGACUAAACAUUGCGGAUUCCCUGACUGAGGCGUCUGAAAGAAGAAUAAGCCAAGCUUCUGAGCAAUGUCAUCAGUAUGCACUGAUUCACACAAGCCAAGACGAAGAGACGUUUUACGCUUUAGUGUCUGUGACGGCAAAGAACACACCUGAGGCACAGAGUUAGAGCUUCUGUAGCUAGAAAGAGACAGAGAGAAGAAAACCAUGAUGGAGAAGUUGGAGCCCACGGUAUCCCCCUCCCCUGCUCUGUCAAUGACGGACCCCUUAACUCCUCCGAACACUCACUCUCCAUGCACCAGCAGCCCUGCAGCGAACGAAGCUAAUGGUACAGAGAGUGGUGCAAGCACAAACCCAAGUAGUCCUGCUACAUCGGGAGCCAAUGUAGAGGAAAAAUCGACAGCAGCAGAGAAUGCUACCUCACCAUCAAACCCAAGCGUCCCUCCUAUUUCCAGUUCCACGUCCACAGUCGUCCUCUCCUCUCCUCCCUCAUCAUCCCCUGCUCCUCUUCCCCCUAACAUCCCUGUGAUCAGUCUGGCUCACAGUAAACCCCCUCUGCCCCCAAUUCCCAUGCUUGGGCCUCAGCUAACCGCCCUCCACCCCAUACCCACAGUGCCACACGGACCUGGGGAGAUUCGACUGGCACAGCUAGCUGCCCUGUCCGGAAGUCCAACAGCCACAGCGCCACCACCUAGAGCUCUACUGCCUCACCAAUACCUGCCUGGACACUCAUUACUCAACAGCUCUUUCCUAAGUCCCUCCAAUAGUUUUGGUUUCUUCACCAACAACCGUGUAAAGAGAAGACCAUCAUCCCACUUUGAAUUGGAUCUCACUGAUUGUCCUCCUCAGAAGCUGGCCAGACGUGUUUUCACAAACAGCCGUGAACGCUGGCGUCAACAGAACGUCAACGGCGCUUUCUCAGAACUCCGAAAGCUCAUCCCUACACACCCACCAGACAAGAAACUGAGCAAGAACGAGAUCCUGCGGCUUGCUAUGAAGUACAUCAACUUUCUGGUGAAGCUGCUGAAUGACCAAGCCAACGACAACAACCUGACUGACAGCGCAGAGGAGGACAAGAGCAAGAAAGACGCAAACGAAAUGCUGGGCAAUGGAAACAGAGACUGCAGUCGUGUCCUGCACUCAGCGCAUCCCUCAGACGGCACAUUGUUGUCUCAGGUCACAGCGGCACUACCUGCUGUGCGCCUGGCCUUAGUCGCUUCUCGCCGAACCAGAGACUCCACUGAUUCAGUCGUUGCCUUGACUACGUCACCUGGCUCCAGUUGCUAUGGUGACACGGACAGUGAAGAGACGUUAGGGUCACAGAAUUCGAGUAUUGUUAAGAAGAGUGUUAGUGAAGGGAUGAUGGAAAAAAUAAAAGAUCAGAUACAGGCUGUUAUGCCUGCUGGAUACCAGCGGUGACAUCAUGUGUGACAUCGCCUGUGAUACCAUGUUCAAACACUGGAGCACAAACUGACAAAAAUAGAACAGCUGGUCAAAAAAUGUACUGCUAUAUAUAUAUAUAUAUAUAUAUUGUGUGUGUGAAUGUGUGUGUGUGUGUGUAUGUGUAUGUGUUGGUAUUUCUGGGUGAAUUUGUGCUAUUAUUAUAACGAUCUUGUUUGAAUUUAGAUUAGUUGGUUACAUCCCUCCAUACAAACACUUACAAACAGUGUUAAAAUUGAGACGUUUAAUAUCGUCAAUGUUGGAUUGUGUGCAGAUUAAUUAUACGCAUCUGAGAGGUUAUCAUGUUUUUAAUCUCUCUCACACACACACACACACACACACACACACACACUGUUGUUGUAAUAUUGUGGCACUUUGAAGCUUUCCAUAUGGGUUUCCUGUAAGGAAAAAUAAACACAGUGUGUAUUUGGA